UUUUGACAGCGACCGGUAGCCGGCGUGCUAGCGGUUCUUCGUGCAACAUGAAGCUCAACAUUGCUAACCCCGCCACGGGGCAGCAGAAGAAGCUUGAGAUCACCGAUGAGUCCAAGCUGCGUGUCUUCUAUGACAAGCGCAUCGCGGCCGAGAUCCCCGGCGAGGCCCUCGGUGACGAGUACAAGGGUUACAUCUUCAAGGUGAUGGGCGGCAACGACAAGCAGGGCUUCGGCAUGAGGCAGGGCGUCCUCACCGCCCAGCGCGUGUUCCUCCUGAUGUCCCCCAAGACCCAGGGCAUGCGCGGCCACGGUCGCCGCAAGGGUGAGCGCCGUCGCAAGGCUUGCCGCGGUUGCAUCAUCUCCCCGGACAUCGCCGUCCUCAACCUCAUGAUUGUGAAGCAGGGCGACGCGGCGCUCCCCGGCCUCACCGACGAGGAGAAGCCCCGCAUGCGCGGUCCCAAGCGCGCGUCCAAGAUCCGCAAGCUCUUCGCGCUCUCCAAGGAUGACGACGUUCGCAAGUACGUCAACACCUACCGCCGCGAGUUCGAGUCCGCGACUGGCAAGAAGAAGUCCAAGGCUCCCAAGAUUCAGCGCCUCAUCACCGCCGAUCGCCUUCGCCGCAAGAAGAUCGAGAAGAACGAGCACGCCGCCAAGAUCGCCAAGUCCAAGGCUGAGGCGGCCGAGUACCAGAAGCUCCUCUCCAUGCGCCUCAAGGAGGCUCGCGAGCGUCGCUCCGAGUCCCUCGCCAAGCGUCGCGCGUCCUCCCUCGCCAAGAAGGAGGCCAAGUAAACGGUUUGGCGUAGCUUCUCGGUUUUUCGAGGCUCCGAGAUCGCACUCGGAUAGUGCGCGCUCGGGUGGUGGGUGUUCUUAUCUUAGACGUUCGGGAUGACUUGUAAACGAUCUUUGAACGUUAAAUCGU
Messenger RNA from Micromonas commoda, 918 nucleotides. RefSeq lists its product with no specific name. NCBI's taxonomy places the organism in Eukaryota, Viridiplantae, Chlorophyta, Mamiellophyceae, Mamiellales, Mamiellaceae. The transcript has 3 exons. Gene Ontology annotation, molecular function: structural constituent of ribosome. The record is from RefSeq and is a predicted model, not a curated record. Gene Ontology annotation, cellular component: ribosome. Gene Ontology annotation, biological process: translation. The coding region runs from base 48 to 788 and encodes 246 amino acids.